CUCUGGUGACAGUUGCAUAGUUCAAUUCUGGUGGUGUGUGUGUGAGAGACUACAUCGGAUGACUUUCUCCCGUUCCCUCUCCUACCAUGUCUCGAAAAUCGACCGGCCAACCUACUUCCCCUUCCCCCGGCCAUCUGCUCGCCCGACGCCCACUACGUCGCGCUGCAUAUCAUGCAUGGGACGAAGCUUAACCUAUUCGCCUGUCGUUAAAUUACGGGACGGCCGAGCCUUGUUCUUUCCAACGGGUAACUGAAUAUUUAACCUGAACCACCCCCCCGCCUCCCGUCGGAUGGGACGACGCAUGCACACUCGCCUACUGGGCAUCGCGUCACUGAUACCAACGGGCGUUGCUGACCACGUUCCGCGAAGCGUAGACUUGCUUUCACUGUAUCGCGACUAUUCAAGCAGACGCCAUGGCCGAGCCCGAGAAGAGACUCGACGCAGACUCACCAGCCUUCGCUAAGGAUGGCGUCUACAACCACGAGGAGCGCAAAAAGAGCAUCGCGGAGCUGACCCAGAACCUCGAGGGGGAGAUCAAGAACCCCCUCCGGGGCAUCCCCAAGGCCGAGCUCCUCGACCAGGUCGCCGACUACCAGCGGUCGCACGGCCUCCCCGACGACAUCCUCCCGUUGCUGAAGAAGGGCGCCCUGGUCGCGCAGAACCCGGCCUUGUUCGAGGAGCUCGAAGAGCUCGACGAGGCCGAGAAGCAGGCGCUGCGCGAGGAGGUGACGCACCGGUGGAAGCACCCUUGGGCGCUCUACUACACCAUCAUCCUCAACUCCGUCGCCGCCGCCAUCCAGGGAUGGGACCAGACCGGCUCCAACGGCGCCAAUUUGGCGUUCCCCGUCGCGCUUGGCAUCCCCGACGCCGCCGGCUCGGCCUGCGGCCCCGUCGCGGACGAGGGCGAAUGCGCCAAGAAUAGCUGGAUCAUCGGUCUUGUCAACUCCAUGCCCUACAUCACCAUCUUCAUAUUCGCCUGUUGGAUAUCCGAUCCCCUCAAUGAGCUCCUUGGCCGCCGCGGCGUCAUCUUCAUCGCUGCCAUUUUCUCGCUGCUUGCGCCCUUCGGCAUGGCCGUCUCGCAGACAUGGGGCCAGCUCGCAGCGUGCAGGAUGCUACUCGGAAUCGGCAUGGGUCUGAAAGAAGUCACAGUUCCCGUCUUCUCCGCCGAGAACUCUCCCACACUUAUCCGCGGCGGCCUGGUCAUGUCUUGGCAGGUCUGGACCGCGUUCGGCAUCUUCCUCGGCACGUGCGCCAACCUCGCCGUCGGCAGGACGGGCGACAUCGCCUGGCGCCUCCAGUUCGCCUCGGCCUUCAUCCCCGCCGUGCCCCUCGUCAUCGGAACGUACUUCUGCCCCGAGUCCCCCCGGUGGUACCUCAAGAAGGGCCGCCACGUCAAGGCCUGGGGGUCGCUGCUCCGCCUGCGCAACACGCCGCUGCAGGCCGCGCGGGACCUGUACUACAUCCACGCGCUGCUCGAGUACGAGGAGACGCUGGUGCAGGAGGCCGGCCUCAAGGUCACGAGCAACAUGUUCACCCGCUUCGUCGAGCUCUUCACCAUCGCGCGCAUCCGGCGCGCGACCUGGGCCGCGGGCAUCGUCAUGAUUGCGCAGCAGAUGUGCGGAAUCAACAUCAUCUCGUUCUACAGCGCGACCAUCUUCAAGCAAAGCGGCAUCAGCGACUACACUGCGCUCUGGGCCAGUUUCGGCUUCGGCUUGAUCAACUUCACGUUCGCGUGGCCCGCCGUCUGGACCAUCGACACCUUUGGCAGACGGACGCUUCUGCUCUUCACGUUCCCCAACAUGUUCUGGACCCUGCUAGCCGCCGGCCUCUGCUACCUCAUCAACGACAGCACCGCCAGAAUCGCAGCGGUGGCGACCUUUGUCUACCUUUUUGCCGCCUUCUACUCCCCCGGCGAGGGCCCCGUCCCCUUCAUGUACUCGGCCGAGGUCUUCCCCCUCUCCCACCGCGAGGUCGGCAUGUCCUGGGCCGUCGCGACCAACAACUUCUGGGCCUCGGUGCUCUCCCUGACCCUCCCGCGCAUGCUCAUCGCCAUGACCGCCACCGGCGUCUUCUCCUUCUACGCCGGCCUCAACCUCGUCGCCCUCGCCCUCAUCUUCCUCUUCGUCCCCGAGACGAAGCAGAAGUCGCUCGAGGAGCUCGACUACGUCUUCGGCGUGCCCACCCGCAAGCACGCGUCCUACCAGCUCGGCACCGUCCUGCCGUGGUGGACAAAGACGUACGUCAUGCGCCGCAAGGUGGGCCCCUGCCCGCCGCUGUACCACGAGGAGAACUUCGAGGGCCGGCGCGGUGAUGCAUGAGCGUUGCAUGGGUCACACACGUCGCGUGCCCCGCGCGCCUUGGAUGGGGCUGUGGGGAGAGACGGGGAAGGAUACGACUUUCAUUGCGGGGAGUUACAUUGGCGUCUGGUGCGGUAGUCUCCGCUGGGAGAUCGUAGUAUACCCCUCGGUAGUACUAAAUAUCAAAUCCGUUGCCAUCGAACAUCACGCGCGCCUAAAGUUUCCGUUCCUGA
Colletotrichum navitas is the source of this 2530-nucleotide messenger RNA. RefSeq lists its product as uncharacterized. Bases 414 to 2318 code for a protein of 634 amino acids. The record is from RefSeq and is a predicted model, not a curated record. Gene Ontology annotation, biological process: transmembrane transport. Lineage: Eukaryota; Fungi; Ascomycota; Sordariomycetes; Glomerellales; Glomerellaceae. The transcript is spliced from 9 exons. Gene Ontology annotation, cellular component: membrane. Gene Ontology annotation, molecular function: transmembrane transporter activity.